This is a messenger RNA of Xyrauchen texanus (razorback sucker), 5375 nucleotides long. It is a transcript of the gene agla, whose product is annotated as amylo-alpha-1, 6-glucosidase, 4-alpha-glucanotransferase a. Gene Ontology annotation, molecular function: amylo-alpha-1,6-glucosidase activity; 4-alpha-glucanotransferase activity. The coding region runs from base 245 to 4849 and encodes 1534 amino acids. Lineage: Eukaryota; Metazoa; Chordata; Actinopteri; Cypriniformes; Catostomidae. Gene Ontology annotation, biological process: glycogen biosynthetic process; glycogen catabolic process. The transcript has 34 exons. The record is from RefSeq and is a predicted model, not a curated record.
CGGUGAUGUUAAGCUACCAGAGGUGGUGAUGAUGAUGGUGCAUUGAACGUGCAGUAGAUAAUCCUACGUGCGGAUAUAAAACAUUACAUUUCGAGCAUGCAUUUCUUGCGGAGUUAUUUGGACAUUUUAUCAUUAUAAUUUUGAUAGUGUUUACCUUGUGUCAUGUUAGGUAACGCUUACAUGAAGCAGAUCCUGUUGCAUCAUCUCCUGUAUAUUAAGGACGCUGUAAAUAAGGAGUUCAAGCAUGACUCAUAGUAAACAAAUACGAGUGAUGGUCCUCAAUGACAUGGAGAAACUACACAGGACUGUCUUCCGUCUGGACCAAGGGUUUGAGCUCCAGUUUCGUUUGGGUCCCACUCUUCAAGGGAAACACGUGCGUGUUCACACUAACUACCCUGCGGAUGGGGAACGCUUCGAGCGCCACAAAUUCCGCGCCUUAGAGUUCAUAAACCCCACUGCAAGAGAAGAUGAUUCUGACAAGUUCUGCACCCUUGACCUCCAGGUUUCAGGCUCAUACCAGUAUUAUUUUGGCUAUGGAGAUGAGGAACAGUCUGGUGGUGGAUAUGUUGUGGUGGACCCUGUGCUCAGGGUAGGAGCAGAUAACCAUGUAUUGUCCCUAGACUGCAUUAGCAUCCAGACAUACCUGUCCAAAUGCCUUGGACCCCUGGAUGAGUGGCUGGACAGACUUGGAGUUGCCAAAGAAGCAGGAUACAAUAUGAUUCACUUCACGCCAUUGCAGACGCUGGGUGAGUCUCGCUCCUGUUACUCUCUGGCCGAUCAGCUGGAGCUCAACCCAGACUUCUCCCCACCUGGACAAACUUACAGCUGGAUGGACGUCGGUAACCUGGUGGAGAAGAUGAAGAACGAGUGGAAUAUGUUGUGCAUCACUGAUGUGGUUUACAAUCAUACAGCUGCUAACAGCAAGUGGAUUAAGAAACAUCCAGAAUGUGGUUAUAACCUGGUGAACUCCCCUCAUCUGAAGCCUGCCUGGGUGCUGGACAGAGCCCUUUGGAACGUCACGUGUGAUUUAGCUGAUGGCAAGUAUGCAGACAAAGGCCUGCCAGCUCUCAUCCAGAAUGACAAGCACCUCAAUGCCAUUCGUGGGAUUCUCUGGCAAGAUGUUUAUCCCAAGAUUAAACUGUGGGAGUUCUUCCAAGUCAAAGUGGAAUCGGUGGUGGAGCAAUUCAGAAUUUUACUCCAAAAUGGAGCCAAACCUGAUAGGAGUAAGACUGAUGGUAAACCGCAACUGAUGAUCAUUCAGGACCCUCAGUACAGACGCUUCGGGAACACAGUGGACAUGAACUCUGCACUGGAGAUCUUUAUGCCCCAGGGGAACAGUCCUGGUGCCAUUGACGAAUGCUGUAACUGGCUGAAGAAGAGACUGGAGGAACUGAAUGGUGAACAGUACAGAGAAAUUCAACACCAUCAGGAGCAGGCUACUAACUGCAUUAAUGGAACUGUGACAUAUGAGCGACUGGCUGACCAUGGACCCAAGCUGGGCCCCAUCACCAGAAAACGUCCUCUAGUCACAAGAUAUUUCACUUUCCCAUUUGAGGAGUCAACCCUGGAGCAGGAUCUGGAGCUGUUGAGUAAGCCAGAAAAGGCCUGUCAUUUCUUGGCCCACAACGGCUGGGUCAUGGGGGAUGAUCCCUUGAGGAACUUUGCUGAGCCAGGCUCCAACGUUUACAUCAGGAGGGAGCUGAUCUGCUGGGGCGACAGUGUUAAACUCCGGUAUGGCAACGGUCCCGAGGACUGCCCCUACCUGUGGGCCCACAUGCAGAAAUAUACCGAGAUCACAGCCAAGCACUUUGUGGGAGUGCGUCUGGACAACUGCCACUCAACUCCACUGCAUGUGGCCGAGUUCAUGCUGGAUGCUGCCCGCACUCUCAGGCCUGACCUGUAUGUGGUGGCUGAGCUCUUCACAGGCAGCGAGGAGUUGGAUAAUGUCUUUGUGACUAGAUUAGGAAUCUCGUCGCUUAUCAGAGAGGCGAUGAGUGCAGGAGAUAGUCACGAGGAGGGCAGGCUGGUGUACCGGUAUGGAGGGGAGCCGGUGGGGGCUUUUCUGCAGCCCAGUCUUAGGCCUCUGGUGCCCAGCAUCGCUCAUGCCAUGUUCCUGGAUGUCACACAUGAUAAUGAGUGCCCUAUUCAAGUCCGCUCUGUAUAUGAUUCGUUGCCCAGCUCUGCUAUUGUAUCUAUGGCGUGCUGUGCCACUGGAAGCACUCGAGGCUACGAUGAAUUAGUACCCCACCAGAUCUCAGUUGUGUCCGAAGAGCGCUUCUAUACCAAAUGGAAUCCAAAGGCUGAACCCUCUUCUCCUGAUGACGUCAACCUACAGUCAGGAAUCAUCGCUGGAAAGCUUGCCCUCAAUCGGCUACACCAGGAACUGGCAUCAAAAGGCUUCAACCAGGUGUUUGUGGACCAAGUGGAUGAGGACAUUGUAGCGGUCACCCGUCAUAGUCCCAGCAUGCAUCAGUCUGUGGUUGCUGUGUGUCGCACUGCUUUCAAGAACCCCAAACACCAUCGCUACACAGACGAGGUUCCACCAAUGUGCAUUCCAGGUAAGAUCGAUGAGGUAGUGCUGGAGGUGCGCACAACAGAGAGGCAGGCGGGGUCCUACAGAAAAGAUGAGAGGAGCAUUAAUGGAAUGCCUGAGUACACAGUGGAGAUUAAAGAGCACAUCCAGCUGAAGGACAGUACAGUCGUGAGGCAGGCUGGGGUGACGUCUCGAGGGUGCAGUGAAUAUGUGCAGGAGAUCGUGUUUGAGAAGCUCACACCUGGAAGUGUCAUUGUUUUCAGGGUGAGUCUUGACCCCAAAUCCCAGGAGCAGGUGGGUGUGUUGAGGAAUCAUCUCAUUCAAUUCAGCCCCCUCUAUAAAGCUGGCAGUCUCACUGAUCAAAACAUGCCUGCCAUACUGAAGAACCCACUUACACAGAUAAUGUCUAAGCUGACUCUGGCUGAUAUGAAUAUCCUGCUGUUUCGCUGUGAUGCUGAGGAGAAGGAGGACGGAGGAGGCUGUUACAACAUCCCUGGCUGGACGUCACUCAAAUAUGGUGGUCUGCAAGGUCUUUUGUCAGUGAUGGCAGAUAUUCGACCCAAAAAUGAUCUGGGCCACCCAUUUUGUGACAACCUGAGGCAAGGGGAUUGGAUGAUUGACUACGUGAGCAAUAGGCUGAUGUCACGCGGGGGCACGCUGGCAGAGGUGGGUCAGUGGUUCCAGGCUAUGUUUGCUUACUUGAAACACAUCCCCCGCUACCUCAUCCCUUGUUACUUUGAUGCCAUCCUGGUUGGGGCUUACACAACUGCCCUUGACGUGACCUUCAAACAGAUGUCAUGCUUUGUGCAGAAUGGCUCAUCUUUCGUGAAGCUGCUUGCUCUGGGAUCGGUUCAAAUGUGUGGUGUUGGACGAUUACCAGCUCUUCCACCUCUCUCACCAGCCUUGCCCGAUGUGCCUUACCGCAUCAAUGAGAUCACUAAGCAGAAGGAGCAGUGCUGUGUCUCCAUGGCUGCAGGCUUACCUCAUUUCUCUGCUGGAAUCUUCCGCUGCUGGGGCAGAGACACAUUCAUCGCCCUGCGUGGACUCAUGCUGGUCACCGGUCGUCACCUGGAGGCCAGGAACAUUAUCCUGGCCUUUGCUGGCACACUGAGACAUGGCCUGAUCCCAAACCUGCUGGGAGAGGGUGUGGGAGCACGCUUUAACUGUCGUGAUGCGGUGUGGUGGUGGCUGCAGUGCAUUCAGGACUACUGCACUAUGGUGCCCAAUGGCACUGACAUCCUCCAAUGCCCCGUGUCCAGGAUGUACCCCACAGAUGACUCUAAGCCCCUGGCACCUGGCACUGUGGAGCAGCUGUUGUAUGAGGUAAUACAUGAGGCCAUGGAGCGCCACAUGCAGGGUAUGGAGUUCAGAGAGAGGAACGCUGGACCACAGAUUGACCGCAACAUGAGAGAUGAAGGCUUCAAUAUUUUGGCCAAGGUGAACCCUGACACUGGCUUUGUUUAUGGUGGAAAUCAGUUCAACUGUGGGACCUGGAUGGACAAAAUGGGAGAGAGUGAGAAAGCCGGCAACAAAGGCAUGCCGGCUACACCCAGAGAUGGCUCAGCAGUGGAAAUAGUGGGUCUUUGCAAGUCUACAUUACGCUGGCUGGUGGAGUUAAACAAACAAGGGCUCUUUCCUUACAAUACCAUAACCAUUCAGAGAGACGGCCAGCCGCUCUCUGUGUCCUAUGAAGAUUGGGACAGAAACAUCCAGAGGAACUUUGAGAAGAUGUUCUAUGUGUCCAGUGACCCAAAUGAACCCAGUGAGAAGCAUCCUGAGCUUGUCCAUAAGCGGGGCAUUUAUAAAGACAGCUAUGGAGCCUCCAGUCCAUGGUGUGACUACCAGCUCAGACCCAACUUUACUAUUACCAUGGUGGUGGCUCCAGAGUUGUUUACUGUAGAGAAAGCAUGGGAAGCUCUGAACAUUGUGGAAGAGAAACUGCUUGGACCUCUUGGCAUGAAGACAUUGGACCCAGAUGACAUGAUAUACUGUGGAGAUUACGACAAUUCCCUCGACAAUGACAACUAUAACCUCGCUAGAGGCUUCAACUACCACCAAGGCCCUGAGUGGCUCUGGCCUAUCGGUUACUUCCUCCGUGCCAAGAUCUAUUUUGCAAAGAAGCUUGGCAAAGAUACUUACGAGAGAACAGUGUAUUUGGUUAAGAAUGUUCUCUCUCGCCAUUAUGUCCACAUGGAAAGGUCAUCCUGGAAGGGUCUGCCAGAGCUUACUAAUGAGAAUGGCCAGUAUUGCCCCUUCAGCUGUGAAACUCAGGCCUGGUCCAUUGCCACUGUGCUUGAGGUUCUUCAUGAUCUGUGAGCAGAGACAAAGACUCCCUCGUCUUCCACAUUUGUCACUGUGUGAUCUUGCUUGUGUGCUCCUUACCUAAACAGCUUAAAGGGCGUGUUACCACUUAGAGCUAACAGAGGUAGUUUACUCUCUGUCCAGUGUAGAUUACAAGAUAUAUCAGCACAGCAUCCUGUGCUUCUAGUAUUUGUAAGACAUUUCCUUGUUCCUCAUAUCCCUUUGCCUUUGCCAUUCAAAGCUAGAGCACUGUAGCAACUUCUGUUGACUACUAGAUACUGUGAGUUGCCCUUAAGGUAACUAAAUUGUUUAAGAUGUGUAGUAUAAAUGACGCAUCAUCAAUGUUAAUGUAAUGGCUUUGUCCUAAUGCUUUGCACACAACUGCCCCUUUCACACUGUUGUACGGUUAGGAUGAACCUUUUGAUGUUUAAAACUCACAAAGUUAUUUUUGUUUGCAUGUAUUAUACCUGAAUAGUUAGGAAAACUGAUAACAGGAAUAAAUGUGAAAUAAAAAAAAGAGUGUUUAAAGAAAAAUAAUUGG